GUAGAUAAACUAACAACUUGGAAUGAAAGUAUUGAUGAAAAUUUUCAAUUAUUUGAUAAUUUAGAAACAUCAUGUUGUAAACAAAUGUUAAAAAAUAUUGAUAGUACACCAGUUUUUGUUACUCCAGUAGAACGAGAAAGGUUUGCCUAUGCUUGCUUACAAUGUUUGUUUGAACUAUGUUCUGAUGAAAAAGAUGCUAAAGUAACUGUUCCUAUCUUGUUAAAACGAUGUGCUUUUGUAAUUCAUAAUUAUACUGUUGAUCAACCAUUAUUUGGAAGAUGUUCUUUGUUAAGGCAUUUAUGUUUUAUUCAAGAUCUUUUAAAAAAACACAUUUUAUCAGGUCAAAAUGCACAUUUAUUUUAUUUGCAACAUGUUAUAAGUGAAGCUAUUUGUUUAAAAGAUUCUAAUAUUGAUAAAUUGUUAAAAGAAUGUUUGAAAAAAAUUGGAGAAGACUUGGGUGUUUAUAAAAUUAAUAUUAAACAUAUAUAA
Racocetra fulgida is the source of this 489-nucleotide messenger RNA. Lineage: Eukaryota; Fungi; Glomeromycota; Glomeromycetes; Diversisporales; Gigasporaceae. The record is from the annotation of a GenBank genome assembly.